AGGAAAGUCGUUGCCAUUCGACCUCUGCGGGGCCUGCGCGGACGCAGCGAGAACCCAGAAAUUCAUUAUGCCUUUAAAAGCUUUAUUUAUUUCCGCAUAACCGACAUACUCUCACCGCGGAGGGCGGAGGACAAGUAGCAACGGCCGGCCAUCUCUUUCGGGUGGGAGAGGAGCUUUAAAAAAAAAAAAAACAUCACAUUACUGCCGUGGCGGGGAGACUGUUGAGGAUUUUAUUAUAAGAGCAAAAAAUGUCCGGUGAGAGAAACCGCAGGUCGCUGGCGUUCCGAGGCGGUGGAUUAGCUGGGCUAGCGGGCUCCGGAGGCGUCGGCGGGGGGAACAGCUGGGAGGCCCCGGCCUGUCAGGACCGACGUUUUAACGGCAACCGGCUGGACCCGGACGAGGACGGGGACCUCGGGGCGAAAGGACCAACGCGGAAGCGAGUGGAGGGCGCCGGGUCGGUGAGCGACAGCACGGAGCCCGAGGCGGAGGAGGAAGAGGACGCGGAGGCAUCAGCCGGGAACGCGGGCUCGGGGGAAGCGGCGAACGGCUUCAAAGAGGCAACGGUCGCGGGCAGCGACGGAGCCGAGUCCGGCAGCGGCGAGGCGGCGCCCAGGAAGUGCGGCGUAGAGAUGAGACCCCAGACGCUCCUCCAGAAGCACUCGCUCUUCCACGCGUCGUGGCUCCGCGAGUUCCCGUGGCUCAAGUUUUGUCAGGAGACGGGGCUCAUGUCGUGCUUCUGGUGCCACGACGCGGCCACCAAGAACGGCGACGAGCUCAUCAAAGGCAGCCGCAACUACAAGAGGGCCUUGCUGCUCCGACAUCACCUGUCGUCCGAGCACGGCAGGAAUGACCCCGGCAAACAGGAGACGGGGAGGCCCACCGACAACGCCAGCCCGUCCACCAACUCCUCCGACGAGGACUUCCGCAACAAGCCCCAUGAGAAUUCGUACUGCUACCAGCUGCUCCAGGAGCUGGACAAGCAACGCAAGAGCGGCAUCCUCUGCGACGUCAACAUCGUGGUGUCGGGCCAGGUGUUCAGAGCGCACAAAAACAUACUGGUGGCGGGCAGCCGCUACUUCAAAACCCUCUACUGUCUGACCCAGAGCGAGGCCCAGGACCAGGCCACCGUCACGCACCUGGACGUGGCCGCCGUCCAGGGCUUCUCUGUGAUCCUGGACUUCCUCUACUCGGGGAACCUGCUGCUCACAAGCCAGAACGCUAUCGAGGUCAUGUCGGUGGCGAGUUACCUCCAGAUGACCGAGGUGGUGCAGUCGUGCCGGGCGUUCAUCAAAGACGCCCUCAACAUUAGCAUCAAGCAGGAGGCCCCCGACUCUGUGGUGGUGGACUACAACAAGAGGCAGACGGUGGCCAAAGACGGGCAACGGGGCCCCGAACGGAAGCCGAGCAACUUUUGGGCCACAAGCAUCCUGUCCAAGCUGUCAAUCAAAGCCAGCAACAACCAAGGAAAAGAGGCCGCCACGGAGGACGAUGAAGAAGGCAGCGGCGGCAGGGUAAAAGAGGAGUCCAGCGACAUCGAGGUGACGACGGUCGGGGGCGAGGGCUGUGCCCUGGUGCCCCCCAGGGCCCCGGGAAGCUGGAGCCAGCACAACGACAACUCCUCCGAUUCAGCAGAGACCAACGAUCCGCGCUCGGCGGGCGCCCAGACGCAGGUGUUCGUCUGGAACGAGCCAGCCACGGGCGGCGGCGCAGGGGCGGCGAUAAAGCGCGAGGCGCCGGACCCUGCCGCUGCCGGAAGCGGCCGGCGGAAAAAGCAGACCACCACGCGGCGGUUCGUCUACAACUUCCCGCCAGAGCCCGAGGAGGGCUUCGACGAGGGGAUGUUCAUCCAGCCGUCGGCUUCCUACCCCAGAGAGGACUUCUCUUCGCUCUCAGAAAACGCCGAGCUGGCCAAUCAGAUCCAGUAUAGCAUCAUCCAGCAAGGGGAAUCCUGGGAGAAUGGCGAGUCGCCGCUCCUCGCCAUCAACAAGCUCAAGUGCCCCCACUGUAACUACAUCGCCAAGCACCGGCGCACGCUCAAGAGGCACCUGGUCAUACACUCGGGCGUGCGCUCCUUCAGCUGCGACAUCUGCGGAAAGCUGUUCACCCGCCGCGAGCACGUCAAGAGACAUUCCCUGGUGCACAAGAAGGACAAAAAGUACAAGUGCAUGGUGUGCAAGAAGAUCUUCAUGCUGGCCGCCAGCGUGGGCAUCCGCCACGGCUCGCGGCGCUACGGCGUGUGCGUGGACUGCGCCGAUUCGCACCAGGCCACCCAGGAGGGCCUGGAGGCCAUGGAGGCCAUGGAGUUCCCCCGCGACGACGACUUCGAGGGCGAGGAGGUUGAGGACCUGGAGGGGGAGGAGCCUGCUGACAACGACCAAUCAAAUUGGGCGCAGGGCAACGCUGGUGCUGCCCUGGAGGAGGACAAAGAGUUUUAAAUGAAUGGGUGUUUAUUGUAUGUGUGCUACACAAGACGACAAGCUGGUAAACAAUCAACUCCAAAGUGCUAUCAAACCUUGAGGGUUGCUCCAUUCUGCGAGUUUGACAACGAUUUAAAAAAAAAAAAAAAGCUUUGGUAGUGUGGGAACCCCGCCAUGUACAGAUUUUAUUAUUAUUAUUAUUAUUAUUAUUAUUGAUGCCCACAAGAGAAAGAUUCUAAGAUAAAUCAGGUUUUUUUUUUGUUCUUUGGUGAUGUAUUUUUAUUAUUUCCUGUUAAGUGGGCGGGGUGUCGUAGAGGUGGGGUUAGGCCAAUCAUUGAGGAAAAAAAGUUAAUUAUUUAAUUUAAGAAGAGAGAGAGAGAGUUAUUAUGGUCUUAUCAGAUAAUCUAAUUUUUAUUUCCGUUUCUUCUUUUUUUUUUUGCUGUGUAGACGGUGUUUAGUAGGUGCGCUAAAUAUCUUGUAUUAUUCUGUUCUAUUGUUUUUUUUUUGUAUUUGUGAUUUUUUUUCUCUUUUCCCUGCACAAAUCUUGGAACCAAAAAAUCUGUUUAGUGACUCUAAUGUAUCUCAGCCAUAUUUAUGAUAUUAAUUUAAAAAAAAGCUUCGGGGCUGUGACGUCGUGCCAAACAGACCGCACACCAAGAUUUAGCAGGAGAGCGAAAGAAAAGAAUUCAAAACUACUGAAUACGCUUAGAAGAAAAGACACCUUUUAAAGUAAAAAAAUAUAUAUAUAUAUGAAAAAAUAUAUAUAAAGUGCAAGGGGAACUAUUCUAGCUAGCUUUAUACAAAUCACCGCGUCACAGUAACACUUUAUUGUCGAUGAAACAAAAAGCAUUUGACCUUCACUUAAAGCUUGAAUUGUUGUUUUUAUUUUGUUUUUUUUUUGCCAAAUGGUUUGGUGCUGUAAUGAAUGCUUUAGUGGCAGAAAUACUGGACCUACAAGAGUCAGGUUGAUGGGGAGGGGGGGUCCAAACGUGAAUUUGAAGAAUGGGGAGGAGGUUGGCACUUACAACAUGCAAAAAAACCCCAAAACAAUCCAGUGUUGGCAAGUGAUGCUCAGCACGGCAACCCUCAGAAUACAAUAUGGUCGGGGGAAGGGGGGGUCCCUGAACCCCUAAACCCCCCCCAAAACAUUUUUUAAUUGAUUUCUGGAGGACAUUUGUCGACUUUCUCAUCAUAAAGUAAAACUCAAUCAUUUUGGUGUUAAACACACCUCAUGUUAGUGUAGCGUGGUUGGAGAAAGAUGUUUCAUCUUUAAUCCAAAAGGCUUCCACGUCUACGUUUUUUAUGCGUGGAGUCUCCCUUUUUAUGUCCCUGGUGGGUGUGUAUUGGUGGUGCAUAAUAUUGAAUUCACAACUCAUUCACAAAACACGAAUGGGGGGGCGCUAUACAAAAUUUUGUGGGUUUUUUGUUCUGUUUGUUUUUAUGUGUGUUUAAUUUUGUUUCCACAACAUGCCGUGGGCCUGGCCGCACUUUGGACACCCCUGUAGAUGAUGCCUAACAUGACCACCCCACUCCCACUGAAGACAUAAAUAGAGAGACUCCCCACUGAAAGUAAGCGGCCCUAAAUCCUCCUCAGUCAAGCUGCAAUACGGGCGGCAUAUCAUUUUAUUUCCAGAAUAUGCCGCGGGGCAAAUAAAAACUGAGGCACCCCCCCGGGGACGCCAAUGAGCUCCCGGGGCCGGACUUUGGACACCCCCGACUCUCAUAACUGACUCAGCUUCACCUCCUAUACAACACUGACGACUAUCAGGUAAUCUUCGCCAUGCUUUUAACCUUUUCUAACUAGAUAGAACUACCGGCAGUACUUUUUAACAAGGACCUAAGUGGACGUCUUGUUUAUAUUUGGUACCGGUUACACACACACAGUACACACACACACACACACACAACACACACAACACACACACACGUGAAACGGCGUUUAUAUAUUUGAUUGUGAGGAGACGUCCCAUUUUUAUGUACAUUUUGUUUGGUCUGCCAGGUAGGAAAACACUUUGUUCCAAAAAAAAAAGAAAUAAAAAGUGGAUCUCUAUGGCGCCAUCAUAGACAUGCACUUACGUUUUUGUGUUCACGAGAAUCAUUUUUUGCUUUUCUUUGAAAUUCCCCCAAACGUGGGUCUGAAUGGAACUUUCUUUCUUCCAACUGUUUUUUGUUGUUGUUAUUUAAUAUUGACUCCAAAAAAUGCAAUCAAGACUGUUCAUUUCUAUUUGUCCAACCAAAAUUGUUCUUUAUUAUUAUUAUUAUUAUUAUUGUUAUUGUCGUUGGGUUAUGUCUGCGAGGAGCCAGGUGAUAGUGUAGGGGAAAAAAAAAAAUCUUGUAAUUGUUGAAAUGAUUAUUUCUUUUUUUUUUUUUUUUUUUGACUAAUGCUAAGCUACCAUUCACUUAACCCCUCCCCCCUUCUCGUUCUAAUUUCCCUGUUCUUAGCACAUAUUUUUCAAAUGUGGACGGAAAGCUGGGAGCGGCAGUAUGUGUUCAUAUGCAGUUUGUACGGAAACGUGUAACCUCCCUUUACUCAGUGGAAGAAGACGCUUCAUCCUCCUCGUGUCACUUUUACCUUCAAAUCACUGUGGGUGGGCCUAUAUAAUGGAUAUACAUAUAUAUAUAUAUAUGUGAAGAAUCUAUGAGAAGAAUAUAUAUAUAUAUAUAUAUGAAAAAUAUAUUAUUUAACUAUAGUGGACUUGAAAACCUUUUUUUUUUUUUUUUUUAAUUUCCAAGAACCUUCCGCUUGCUCUUUUCUUCAGUGCUGCUCGUCCAUCACGUCUUCAUCCUGUCCUGUGUUUGUUCUUUUGAUACUAUUUGUCAUCCUACUGAUUUUUAUUGUCAUGAAUGAUUUUUAAUGCUGUAUUUCUUAUAUGGACAAGAAAACAAAACCCAAGCAAAAACACUAACCGAUGUAAAAAGAUUUUUCUCCCCACUCCCCCACCUCUUUUCCUCCGGCUGUAUUUUUUUACGCUGUUGCUGCAAAAAAAAAAAAAAAAGAGAGAAAAAAAGGCAAAAAAAAAAAAGAAAGAAAAUAA
Doryrhamphus excisus (bluestripe pipefish) is the source of this 5452-nucleotide messenger RNA. RefSeq names its product zinc finger and BTB domain containing 10 (gene zbtb10). Gene Ontology annotation, biological process: regulation of transcription by RNA polymerase II. The record is from RefSeq and is a predicted model, not a curated record. NCBI's taxonomy places the organism in Eukaryota, Metazoa, Chordata, Actinopteri, Syngnathiformes, Syngnathidae. Gene Ontology annotation, molecular function: protein binding; RNA polymerase II cis-regulatory region sequence-specific DNA binding; DNA-binding transcription factor activity, RNA polymerase II-specific.